Messenger RNA from Andrographis paniculata, 597 nucleotides. RefSeq names its product protein LURP-one-related 15-like. The record is from RefSeq and is a predicted model, not a curated record. Bases 1 to 597 code for a protein of 198 amino acids. Lineage: Eukaryota; Viridiplantae; Streptophyta; Magnoliopsida; Lamiales; Acanthaceae. The transcript has 3 exons.
AUGGAGAACUAUGGAUACAGCCUAGGAAAGCAUAUUUCCGUGGUUAGCGCAGAAUUCCGUGUCCCAAAGAAUGUUCAUCUAAGAAUUGCAAAGAGGCAUUCGGGUGCCACCGAUGAUUUUGUGGUCACCGAUGAAAAGGGCAACAUAGUUUUUGAGGUGGUCGGAAAGUUCUUUAGCUUACACAAUCGCCAUGUCCUCGUUGAUGAUCGAGGCACUUCUAUUCUCACCUUCAAGAAGAAGAACUUGAGUGCCCAUAAAAGAUGGCAAGCAUACAAUGGAGAUGGAUCGAACAAUCGCGAUCUACUCUUUAGUGCAAGAACGUCGUCGCUUAUCCAAUUCAAGACAGAAGUGGACAUUUUCUUGCCCACAAACAAGGAAGAGACAUCGUGGGAUUUUAAGGUUAUCGGGAGCUGGUUGGAGAAGUCAUGCACCAUAUAUAACAAGGAUUCGACACCAAUUGCCAAGAUGCAUAAGAAGCACACAUUUGGAUGUAUAUUCGACAAGGACACAUUCGAAGUUGCUAUUUAUCCUAAUGUGGAUCGUGCCUUUAUAGUCACCCUUGUGGUCAUCAUUCACGAGAUGAACAAGGAUUAUUAG